Messenger RNA from Fonsecaea pedrosoi CBS 271.37, 681 nucleotides. RefSeq lists its product as uncharacterized. Lineage: Eukaryota; Fungi; Ascomycota; Eurotiomycetes; Chaetothyriales; Herpotrichiellaceae. The record is from RefSeq and is a predicted model, not a curated record. The transcript has a single exon. Bases 1 to 681 code for a protein of 226 amino acids.
AUGAAUGGCGACGUCAACACCUCAGCAGCGACUAGAACAACCUUGAACAAACGAGAGAGCCACAUGCUCCACAUUAUGAGGGCAGCUGACCCAUUUGACAAUCAGAUUCUUUGCAGAAAGAUCUGUGUGGUUGAGGAAUGGGAUUGGCGCUAUCGUUACGACGAAGUAAGUGGUGGUGCCGCAGAGCCUCGCCUGCGUGGACCGGACCGCCUGAUCCAGCAUGUCGCUGCCGCGGCCGCAGCACUGGAUGGCAUCGAUCUCGAGGAGGUCAGAAGCGAUGUUGAACCCAGGAGGAGAAUGCGCGAUUGGCUCAUCGUCACCAAGAAAAUCCGGCAGCCAUGGGAAAACAGGGCCAGCCUCCUUGCAUCCCCCGUCCCUCCUAACGCUGGCCUUCCGCCCCCGGAAAUGUGGCAUCUCUUCGGAUCUCCGCAGAUUUUCGCCCGACGAGCCAGGAUGAGAAAAGUGAAUCCCAAGGAACUCAAGGCUCUGCUCUUCCUACGAGAGAUCAUUUCUCAACGCUGGGUACUGAAGACCAAGGGCAUCGUGCUUAACGAUUCGUUCUACGAAACUCAGCGGAGGGCCGGCCUCUGGGACUGGGCGCUGGAGUGUUAUGACGGGUUGCUGAGGGUUUGGCAGUUUCAGAACCAGAAGAAGCCUGUGGGAUACUUGAAGAGGAAGUAA